Messenger RNA from Aspergillus alliaceus, 1629 nucleotides. Its product is annotated as general substrate transporter. Lineage: Eukaryota; Fungi; Ascomycota; Eurotiomycetes; Eurotiales; Aspergillaceae. Gene Ontology annotation, cellular component: membrane. Gene Ontology annotation, molecular function: carbohydrate:proton symporter activity. Gene Ontology annotation, biological process: carbohydrate transport; transmembrane transport. The transcript has 4 exons. The record is from RefSeq and is a predicted model, not a curated record. Bases 1 to 1629 code for a protein of 542 amino acids.
AUGGCUCGCAGGUACUUGGGCCUUCAGGGCAACGCCCUGCAAAUUGCCAUCAGUAUUAUUGCUGGUAUGGACUUUUUACUCUUCGGUUACGAUCAAGGUGUCACAGGAGGCCUUUUGACCCUGCAGUCCUUUAUCAAAUAUUUCCCCACCAUUGCCCUCACGGGUGAUUACUAUGAAAGUCUAAACCACGAGCAAAGGAGUGCUCAGUCUACUCGCCAAGGUAUUGUCGUCGCCGCUUACAACUUGGGAUGUUUCGCCGGGUCCAUCCCGACCAUCUGGGUUGGAAAUUGGCUGGGUCGACGUAAGACCAUUUUCUUCGGAUCCUUCAUCAUGGUCAUUGGAGCUCUAUUGCAGUGUACGGCGUACCACCUGCCCCAGCUGAUCGUUGGACGACUGGUGACUGGUUUCGGAAACGGCAUGAACACAUCCACCGUGCCUACUUGGCAAUCGGAGUGCUGCAAGUCUAAUCACCGUGGCAAGCUGGUCAUGAUCGAGGGCGCUAUGAUCACCUGCGGUAUCACGAUUAGUUACUGGAUCGACUUUGGGUUGCUCUUUGCCGACCCCAGUGAGGUUGCGUGGCGUUUUCCACUGGCUUUCCAGAUCUUCUUUGCCGCCAUUAUCCUGGCUUUCGUCAUGUUCCUGCCCGAGUCUCCCCGCUGGCUGGUGCUGAAGGGCCGGGAGGAUGAAGCGAAAGAAGUCCUGGGGGCCCUGUUGGGAGAUGGAACCGAUCCGACAUUCUUGCAAACCGAGUUCACUGCGAUUAAGGCGACCGUGUUGGAGAUGGCGAAGGGUUCGUUCAAGGAUAUGUUCACCAUGGGCGAGGAUCGUCACUUCCACCGUACCGUGUUGGCCUAUGUCAACCAGAUGUUCCAGCAGAUUUCCGGCAUCAAUCUGAUUACAUAUUAUAUCCCGGUUGUGUUGGAACAGCAGAUGGGGAUGACCCUCAUCAACUCUCGGCUGAUCGCGGCGUGCAAUGGAACCGAGUAUUUCAUCGCCUCUUGGAUUGCAGUGUUCACCAUCGAGCAAUUCGGUCGCCGUACGCUGAUGCUGUUCGGUGCGGCGGGUAUGUCGAUCUCGAUGAUUAUUCUUGCUAUCACGGCAAGUCUCAAAACUCCGGAGGCCAACAUUGCCUGCAUCGUCUUCCUUUUCGUGUUCAACACCUUCUUCGCUAUCGGUUGGCUGGGGAUGACUUGGCUGUAUCCGGCAGAGAUCGUACCCCUGAAGAUCCGUGCUCCAGCGAACGCCCUGGCCACGUCGUCGAAUUGGAUCUUCAACUUCAUGGUGGUUAUGAUUACCCCGGUGGCUUUUGAUAACAUUGACUACCAAACCUACAUUAUCUUCGCUGUCAUUAACGCGUUCAUCGUUCCGGUUGUAUUUUUCUUCUACCCGGAGACGACCCAUCGGUCGUUGGAAGAAAUGGACCGUAUCUUCCGCAAGACUAAGAGCAUCUUCUCGGUCGUGCGUAUUGCCAAUAAGGAGCCCCACAUGUAUGGCAAGCACGGCGAGCUCCUGCAUACGCUGGACGAUGUGGAAGAUGAAGCUGUGCGCCGCGCUAGCGUGCUGAGCCACACUCACAAGGAGUUGGAGAAGGAUAACAGCUCUGGGGAUAUCAGCACGGAGAAGGCAUGA